UGCAGGAGAUAGGGUCAGACUUGUCUCUCUUGAGAAGUGAAUGCCUCAGUUCCACACAUCAGGUGCAAUACAGGAGGCUGCAAUUUCUCGGUUCUGGUGAGAAAAAACACUUCUGGGCUCAUCCAGCCAGCUGCUGAGACCGGCGCCCACAAGCAUGGACACUGAAGACAGCAUCACAGAGCAGGUCUGCCAGGAGUCAGACGUCCAGGAUGGCGAGCUGCGGGAAGUGGAGGUUGCAGGCCACACGGUGUUGCUGGUGAGGAAUAAGAUGGAGUUCAGUGCUGUGGGGAGCAAGUGCACACACGCCGGAGCCUCUCUCAGCAAAGGAGUCUUGGCGGGUAACAGACUGCGCUGUCCCUGGCAUGGUGCCUGCUUCAAUAUCAGAACUGGAGACAUUGAGGAGUACCCAACUCUGGACUGUCUUCCCUGCUUUAAGGUGCGAGUGGAAGACGGGAAGGUAUUUAUUACUGCAAAAAAAAAGGACCUUGAAAGUGACCGAAAGCUGAAGGCCAUGAGUGAGCGAUGCAGGAGCAAUGAGAACACAAUGCUGCUCCUGGGUGAAGGUGCAGCUGCACUGGUCUGUGCAGAAACACUUCGUCAGGAAGGCUUUACAGGCAGGAUCAUCAUGGUAACCAAAGAAAAGCAUGUCCCAUAUGACAGGACCCAACUAAGCAAGGCGAUGGAUAAGACACUAGAGAGCAUUUACCUGAGGCAGCAGGACUUCUUUGAGGCUCAUGGCAUAGAAGUUUGGACUGACAAAGAGGUGGUGUCCGUGGACACGCAGGGGCAGAAAGCCCAUUUCCAGGAUGGGGCCUUCCAGAGGUACGACCAGCUCCUCAUUGCGACAGGCAGCAGCCCCAGGCAGCUCCAGUGCCCCGGCUCAGACCUGGAGAACGUGUGUUCCCUGCAAACCCCAGAGGAUGCUAAAAGGAUUCUCCACCUAGCAACUGGCAAGAGGGUGGUGAUUCUAGGCGCUUCAUUCAUUGGGAUGGAGGUUGCUGCCUUCCUUUCAGACAAGGCCAGCACCAUCUGCGUGGUGGGAAGAGAGGAGUUCCCCUUCCAGGCAGUGCUGGGGCCUCAGGUUGGAGGUGUUGUCAUGAAGAUGCUGCAGAAUAAAAGAGUGAAAUUCUACAUGAAGACUGAAAUCUCUGAGCUGCAAGGAGAGAACAGAAAGGUUACAGAGGCUGUUUUGGCCAGUGGAGAGAAGCUACCUGCAGAUGUGGUGGUGGUGGGAAUAGGUGUCACCUCCAACUCAGGUUUCCUGAAGGACACUUCAAUUGCUAUGGACCGUGGAGGCGCCAUCCUGGUGGAUUUGUUCAUGCAAACCAACGUCCCAAGAGUCUUUGCUGCUGGAGAUGUGACUUCAUUUCCAGUCACACUGUUCGGUGGGAUGACCGCCACCAUCCGUCACUGGCAGAUAGCACAGGCUCAUGGUCACAUUGCUGCUUUAAACAUGCUGACGAAGCAGAAGGCAUUGAACACCGUUCCUUUCUUUUGGACCUCGCUGCUUGGAAAAAGCAUCCGCUAUGCAGGCUAUGGGAAAGGAUACACAGAGACUGUUGUGAAGGGAAAUCUGGAGCAGCUGAAGUUCUUGGUCUUUUACAUCAAGGAUGAUUAUGUGAUUGCCGUUGCCAGCCUGAACUUUGACCCCAUGGUCUCCCUGGUAGCCGAGGUCAUGUACUCUGGCAGACAAAUCUCAAAAGCAGAGGCCCAGUCCUCUGAUAUAACCUGGAUGAAGCAAGCCUAAUGCGAGACUGCCUGGGGGCUCGGUAACACCCCCGCAGGUGUAAUCAUUUCCCAUACCUGCAUCCUCCCGCUUAGGAGAAAUAAAAGCCAGCAUGAAACAGAGCAGGA
Molecule: messenger RNA, 1854 nt
Organism: Terrapene triunguis (Three-toed box turtle)
Lineage: Eukaryota; Metazoa; Chordata; Testudines; Emydidae
Product: apoptosis-inducing factor 3-like
Exons: 19
Coding region: 155-1747 (530 amino acids)
Cellular component (GO): cytoplasm
Molecular function (GO): flavin adenine dinucleotide binding; 2 iron, 2 sulfur cluster binding; oxidoreductase activity, acting on NAD(P)H
Source: RefSeq, a predicted model, not a curated record